AUGGCUCUUAUGAUUGAGAAAGAUACUAUCAUUGAUAUAGAGAGCUGUCUUAGCACGAUCAAAGAACUCGAAACACCCGAUGUUUCAAACCUUAAGGUCGGUGAAAACACGAUAAAAGUAUGCGGUUUGCCUAUGAGUGUUGAUGAUCUAGCCAAGUGUAGUGAAAAUUCACAGAUUAGCCCGAAUUCAGUCAAGAAUGCUAAAAAGGAAAAGCGGUUCUCGAUGAGCGCUAAGAAGCCGCCCAAACCCCCACGGCCCCCGAGAGGGCUGUCUUUGGAUGCGGCCGAUCAGAAGCUGAUCAAAGAGAUUUCCGAACUAGCCAUGAUUAAGCGUGCUAGGAUAGAGAGAAUGAGGGCAUUGAAGAAGAUGAGGGCAGGGGCAAAAGCGUCAUCCGGCACGGCCUCGUCCAGCGGCAACUUGAUUGCGAUGCUCUUCACGGUUGUCUUUUGCGUCGUGGUUAUUUUUCAAGGUUGCCAUCCUUUGCGGAUAUUGCCGAGUAAUAGCUCCACCACUAAAAUAAUGCAUUCCUCAACGCCAAAUGGAGCAAAUGAGCGCCAUUUUCUCGGUGUUGUAAAUCAAUAUUGGAGUUCAUCUACUACUAAUGUAAACACACCGUCCGGUUCUGGAUCUCCCAGUUAUGUGGACCUGGCUCCUGGUUUAGAUAACAAUGAGGAUGCCAAUAAUCGCCCUGUCGAGUAA
Striga hermonthica is the source of this 699-nucleotide messenger RNA. The record is from the annotation of a GenBank genome assembly. NCBI's taxonomy places the organism in Eukaryota, Viridiplantae, Streptophyta, Magnoliopsida, Lamiales, Orobanchaceae.